Acanthoscelides obtectus is the source of this 3096-nucleotide messenger RNA. Lineage: Eukaryota; Metazoa; Arthropoda; Insecta; Coleoptera; Chrysomelidae. The record is from the annotation of a GenBank genome assembly.
AUGAGAGAUCAACAGUUAGCGGUUAGGAUCAAAGCUGCUAAGGACAGGAAGAGGAUGAGGCUGGGCCUACCACCAGAAGAAGAUGAACCUCGGAAACCACAAAAACCCUGUGAAUCAGAAGAAGAAAAGGAAAAACGAGAAGAAGAACAGAAAGAACGAGAGACAGCUGAGAAGAAAUUGGAGAAACUAAGGAAGAAACAUGUACGUCCGUGGGAUAUUGGGAAAGAAGGUGUGACCAUUUUUGAAGAAAUGGCUCAAGAUGAGUGGCUAGAGAAGAAGCGGGACGAACGUCCUCAUGAAUUUGCUCCUCCUCAAACGUAUACAAAAAGGCAGAACUUCAGGAGUACAGUGAAAAAGGAAGCAGUUCAAGGUGGAUACAAGAAAGAGGGAUUGAAAUUCUCUACAAUUAAAAAUAGUAAAAACUAUAAUAAAGCGAAAAAUAAAAUGUCAGAUUUUGAAAAGAUUCCCCUAAGCCAACCCAUUUUAUCAACACCAGUACAGGAUGAACCCUGUGGGGAUUUCGAUAACGCUCUUUUAGAAGAUUGCAGAAAAUUUAGCAAUCAAAUAAAAAGCAAUGUGUAUAAUGCCGAAGCUAACUACGGUGCUUCAGAAACUAAAAGAGGAAGACUCGCUGAAAACAAUAAUGAUUUUCAGAAUAAUAUAUUAGCGGAUUACAGACGAUCAAUGGAACAAUCAGACCCUAACGUACAUUCUUUUGGAGCUUCCCCAGAUUUUGAAUACGUUAUAAUGACACAUCCACCAAAAACAAUGUCUGGCGGUAUCAAAAUUGGAGAAUCUCCACCCCCAUAUUUCAAAAGAGGAAAUGACCGAAGUGAUUUUGAAGAUGCUCUUAUGGUACAUCCAAAGAAGUCUGUAGCUGGUACACAUCACAAUAAAAUAAAUUUUGGCGAAUCACGAUCUUUCUUUAAGAGAGAAAGUGAUAGGGACCAUUUUGAAGAUACCAUAAUGACGGAAAAGGUAGCUUCUUUAAGCUCCAGAAAUGUGGAAAUACCGUCAAGUGACUUUGAAGAUCCUCUUCUAGCAGACUAUAGAAGCAGAUCGUCGCAAAAUGAUAGAGGUAACAGUAUAGAGGUACCUCCACCUCCUACUUUUAACUACUACGGGCCCAGUCGCAGAGGGACAAAAGAAAAAGUUGCGAAACUAGGAGGUGACGAGAUAGAAAAAAGUAUUGAGGCAGGAUUGAAGUUACUCAGAAAGCAAGUGGAGGAGAAGGAAAAGAGUAAAGGGAGACCGGAUGAAAUCUUCCUGUUGUAAAGUGAAAGAAUUAUAUAAUUAUAUUUUAGAAUAUUUUGUUAUUAUGAAUAUUCCAUGGUUUCAUUCAUAAAAAAAUGGUUUCAGCUUCAGGUUUCCUAUUAUAUGAUUUAUGAUUGAGCAAGAUGUCUGGUCAUCAUUCAAGUUCGCUCCAAACUGACUCAUUAUGCCACUUUGUUUCAAUUUCUCAGUUUUAAAGGACAUUCCGCACUGUCUGCUAUGCAUCAGGCUUUGAGCAGAUUUUAUGUAAAUUCGUCCUCUAUCAGCUUUUGGUUGGGUAAAGUCCCAUUUGACAUGAAAGAGUUGAAGUACCUUCAUAUGACUUUCUAGCAGACUAUAGAAAAAGGGAUGGAGAGGUACUUUCACCUCCUACUUUCGACUACUAUGCACAGUAGCGAAGGAGCAAAAGAAAAAUUUGCGAAAUUAGUAGGCGACGGGAUAGAAAAAAGUAUUGAUGCAGAAAUGAAGUUAGAAGGCAAGUGGGGGAGAAGAAAAUGAGAUGAAAUCUUCCUGUUGUAAAGUGAAAUAAUCGUGUGAUUAUAUUCUAUAAUAUAUUGCUUACUAUGAACAUCUGAUUGUUUUAGUCAUAAAAAAUAUAUUCAGCUUCACGUUUCAUUCAUUACUGAGCAAAGUGUCUGGCUUUCAUUCAAGUUUGCUCCAAAUUUUCUGUCAUUAUGCCAGUACGUGUCUUGGUUUCUUCAUUUUUAAAGGGCACUGCCUAAAUACAUUUUAUGUGCAUUCUUCCUCUACCUAUAAGCUUUUGGUUGAGUAAUGUGGCAUUUGACAUGAAGGAGCGAUCUUGACUGGGGAAGAUAACUGACUGACGAUUACAGUAAUUUUUAAAUUUUUUGCUGUUGGCGAUGAAGUUACGUGCAAAAAAUUUCAUAUCGUUGCCAAACAUCCUUUAAUGCUUUUUUAUUAUAUUCUUGUUUCCGUGUUUGAGGAAAUAAGCGUUAGUCUAAAUGCUUUAUGCAAUUUUCCAAAUAUCACGCAACUACAAUACAAGGUAGAAAGUAUAAUUUAAGAAAAAAUCCAAAGUCAAAAUUCAUAAUUGUAUGCAUUUUUUAAAAUGAUAUAUAUGAUCCAAUAGAAUGAUCUACUACUUCAGACAACACCGAUUAAUUAUUAAGCAAAAUCCGCUGGAAGUACUUAUAGUUUUGAUAUUAGUUAAGCACCUUCAAAAAGCCUAGCUAACGGUGGCCUUUUUCAACAUACAACGUACAAUGAUGUUUUCAUAAUAACCUUUUUUUUUGUCUUCCAGAUGACAGAAAUGUCAGUUGUGACUUCAUUUUAUAUAGUACUUUCAAAACAGCUACAAGGGAGCCGAAACUCCAGUAGUCUUAGUUAUUAAGACGGCCAACCAUGAACAGCUGUGUGGUGCUUUUGGCAACUCUUCAGCAUGGUGUAGGCUCGGUAUCAAUGUACAACGAAUGAAAGCUUCUCCAGUAGACUUUUCGUAACAUCUGUUGUUUCAGUUAUCAGUCAGGGGAACAUGGAGAUGAAUCAACUACAGGAUUCGCUUCAGAAGUUACAUUAGUUAAGCAGGUACAAUAAUUCACGAAAUAUUAAAAAUCAAUGACUCUUUAUUAUCUGUAAAACACAUAUAUUAUAGUAAAUGAUAAAGGUUUGAGCUCAAAAAUAUUUUAGCUUAAAAUAUAAUCAAUCAUAUAUGCCAGCAUAACAAUUUGUAUAAAAAUUGCUCAUAGAAAAUGUGCUUUGCAAUAAUCGACAACGUAUAUAAGAAUAUGUAAAAUGCUAACAAUAAAAAAGUACAGAUUAUUAUUGUAAUGCUUAAGAAUGUAUGUUUAUCAAAUGUAAUUUUUU